Molecule: messenger RNA, 6863 nt
Organism: Hemicordylus capensis (graceful crag lizard)
Lineage: Eukaryota; Metazoa; Chordata; Lepidosauria; Squamata; Cordylidae
Gene: LTBP4
Product: latent transforming growth factor beta binding protein 4
Exons: 30
Coding region: 801-5321 (1506 amino acids)
Molecular function (GO): calcium ion binding
Source: RefSeq, a predicted model, not a curated record
CCGGGCCCUUGGCAGAAACACGCUCGGGUCCGAAGGCUUGUGCGUCAAGGCCGAGGGCUCUGGUGAAGGGGCCGCCUCUGGGUCCCAAGCCCAGUCCCUCCCGCGGGGAAAGAGGGCCCGCCCCACAUGUGGGGCUUUCCAGUUCAGAGUUCUGAAAGGGGCUGAAAUGUGGAAGAGGAGAGACCCUCCUCUUUGGGGUGGGCGGGAAGGCGCUCUGCCGCUGGACCUCUGGGAGGGAAGCACCAGCAGGCAAGCAUGGAACUGGGCCAGGCCAGGCCCGGCCGGCAGCAGCCCAAACCAGGGUGGCGGCGGCGGGUGGGGGCAGCACCCGUGAGCAGCCCGCAGGGAGGUUUGGCAACUGGCAGCCGGGGGAGGGCUUGUGUGGCGGGGCGUGUGCAUUACAACAUGACAGCGGAGUCUGACGUCGCCAGCGAGCGUUCGGGGGGGGGGGGCCUGGGGAGAGGCGGCUUCCCUGCCGGCCCCAGCCACUCUGGAGGCUGCCCUUCUCCUCCGCUGCCUGGCUGGGCUGCUGCUCCUGCCUCGGGGUGCAAAGGGAGGCUGCCGGGCUGGGCUGGCCAAGCAGCCAAAGGGUUAACAGCGUCCCUCGUCAACAUUGUGCUUGGCUGGGCGCCCGCCCCCCACCGCCCCCGGGCUGCUUCCAAUUAGCUGGGGGGUCGGGGGCCUGGGCUGCGGUGGGCGCCGCGUCCCCCGCCUGCCGGCUCCGCCUGCCUGCCUGCCUGCCUGCCUGCGUCCCGGGGCGGCUGCUGCUGCUGCUGCGGUGCCCUCCUCUGCUCGGGGCCAUGCUCCCCGGCGGCCGCCUGCCCCCCCUCCUGCCAGCGGGGGCGCUGCUGCUGCUGCUGCUGGGCUGGGGCCACCUGCCGGGGGGGGCCCAGAGGGUCAAGGUGCUCUUCACCCCCAUGGUCUGCCGGGUGCAUUGCAGCGGGGGGCGCUGCACCAACCACUGUGAACGGGGCAACGCCACCACCCUCUACAGUGGGGAGAGCGCCCGGCCAGCCGAGGGGGCCCCCGGAUUCCGUGUCUUCCUGUGCCCCCUCAUCUGUCAAAAUGGAGGGGUCUGUCUCAAGAAGGACAAGUGUCUCUGCCCCCCCAGCUGGACCGGCAAGUUCUGCCACAUCCCGGCCCCUCCUCGCUUUCAUGGCCAGACCCCCACCCGCCGAGGGGCCGACUUUCAGCCGGAGGGAGGAGUGCAGCCCGUCACCAAGUCUGUGUACACGCUGCCCAUUGCAAACCACCACCAGGAGCGAGAUGGUGUGGCAUCGAUGGUGAACGUCCACGUGGCACAUCCGCCAGAGGCCUCUGUCACCAUCCACCAGGUGGAGCGGGUGGCCGAGGAGCUGCCCACGGACACCAACGCCCUGCCGCUUGCCCGCCCACUCACCCGCCCGGCCCCCUACAGCGUCCUGGCCCAGAGUGGCCCGCGUGAGCCCGGCGGUGGCUACGGCGAGAACUCCGGCUUCGGCUACUGCUUCCGGCAGCUGCGCGGGGAAGAGUGCAGCGCCCCCCUGCCCGGCUUGCGCACCCGUGAAGUCUGCUGCCGUGGGGCUGGCCUCGCCUGGGGGGUCCACGACUGCCUGCCCUGCAGCAACGGAGACACUGGGGACUCGGGACUCCUUGGGAGGAGUGCAACGGCCUGCCCCCAAGGCUACCGGCGGCAGAACGGCUCCUGUGUGGAUGUGGACGAGUGCCAGGAGAGCCGCUUCUGCCAGAGCGGCGCCUGCACCAACACGCGCGGGAGCUUCACCUGCGUCUGCCACGAGGGCUACAUCCUCGACUCCUCUCGCAGCAGCUGCAUCUCUCACCAGGUGAUUUCGGAGGCCAAGGGCCCCUGCUUCCGGGUGCUGCGGGGCGGCAGCUGCUCCCUCCCCAUCCUCCGCAACAUCACCAAGCAGAUCUGCUGCUGCAGCCGGGUGGGCAAAGCCUGGGGCCACAGCUGUGAGCGCUGCCCACCCUACGGCUCAGACGGCUUCAAGGAGAUCUGCCCCGCGGGCCCCGGCUACCACUACUCGGCUUCUGACCUCCGUUAUGACACUCGCUUCCUGGGCCAGGACCAGCCCCGGGUGCCCAUCAGCCGCCAGCCGGGAGGCUGGGAGCCCGCAGCCAGGACGCCACCCCGGACGACGCCUGCCUCUGCCCUCCCACACCGGAGCCCCCCACCCACCCGCCUGCCGGAGCCCCAGGCCCCCUGGCUUGUGCCCACUCAGUCAGCCGGCCCCGACCCGUCAGCACCAGAGGCUGGGCAGGGGGUGUGUGAGCGGAGCCCCCAGGUGUGCGGCCCGGGCCGAUGCAUCCCCCGCCAAGGCGGCUACACGUGUGUCUGUGACCGCGGCUACUGGCUGAGCCCGCAGGGCACCCACUGCAUCGACGUGGACGAGUGCCGACGGAGCCCCCGCCCCUGUGCCGACGGGUGGUGUGAGAACAGCGUGGGCAGCUACAGCUGCAGGUGCCCGGCCGGCUACCAGGCCGAUCCCUCCGGAAGCGAGUGCCAGGACACCGACGAGUGUGCCCAGAGACCCCCGCCCUGUGCCAACGGGCACUGCCACAACAGCCCCGGCUCCUUCCACUGCUCCUGUGCGGCUGGAUACCAGCCCGACCGGGCUGGCUUGGAGUGCCGAGACAUCGACGAGUGCUCCCAGAGGCCCCCGCCCUGUGCUCGCGGCCGCUGCGAGAACGUGCCGGGCUCUUACCGCUGCGCCUGCCCUGCUGGCUACCAGGUUGGCCCGACUGGCACGCAGUGCCUGGACGUGGACGAGUGCCGGGAGAGCCCCGCCGUCUGCCAGCCUGGCCGGUGCGAGAAUGUGCCGGGGGGCUACCGCUGCACCUGCCCGAUUGGCUACCAGUCCAGCCCCCUGGGAACCCAGUGUGUGGAUGUGGACGAGUGCCAGCAGAGCCCCCUGCCCUGUGGCUCUGGGCGAUGCGAGAACGUGCCCGGAGGCUACCGCUGCCUCUGCCCUGCAGGAUUCCGUGCCAGCCUCACGGAGAACCAGUGCCUGGACCUCGACGAGUGCGCGACGGGCUCGCCCUGCGGCCCCCACGGCCGCUGCAUCAACACAGAGGGCUCUUUCCGCUGCCAGUGUGGCCGGGGGUACCGGGCAGAGGGGGCAGGGGCGUCCUGCGCGGAUAUCAACGAAUGCCUGGAGGGCGAUUUCUGCUUCCCACGGGGCGAGUGUCUCAACACGGAGGGGUCCUACACCUGCCUGUGUGCCCAGGGGUUCACCACUGCCCCCAACGGGGCUUCCUGUGUGGACAUUGACGAAUGCCAGCGCAGUGCCGUGUGUGCCGGCGGGCACUGUGCCAACACAGAGGGCUCCUUCGACUGCUACUGCCCGCCGGGCACCCGCAGCAGCCCCAGCAAGGCCGCCUGUGAGGAUAUCGACGAGUGCCAGGAAUAUGGGGCAGCCCUCUGUGGGGCCCAGCGCUGUGAGAACGCGGCUGGCUCUUACCGCUGCGUGGCUGCUUGCCAGGAGGGCUACCGAGUCAGCUCCGUAGGCGAAUGCGUCGACGUCGACGAAUGCCAGGCCUAUGGGGCAGGGUUGUGUGGGGAGAGGCGCUGCGAGAACACCCCUGGCUCCUACUCCUGUGUGGCCAGCUGCCAGACGGGCUACCAGGCCAGUGCCGCCGGAGACUGUGUGGAUGUGGACGAGUGCCGGAACGGCUCCCUCUGCGGCGCCCACGCCCUCUGCCACAACCUGCCGGGCAGCUUCCAGUGCAUCUGCGACCAAGGCUACGAGAGCGCCAGGGACGGGCGGCAUUGCCGAGAUGUGAACGAGUGCGAGACGCUGCCGGGGGUGUGUGGAGCCUCCCCUUGCGAGAACGUGGAGGGCUCCUUCCUCUGCAUCUGCCCCCGGACGGGCGAGGAGUUUGACCCCAUGACCGGCCGCUGCGUCGCUCUGCCGGGUGCUGCCCACGCCCCGGCCUUCCCCCGCCCGCCCGGGCCCAGCAGCAACCUCCGGCGCGAGUGCUACUAUGACCCCGACGCGGCCCAGGCCUGCGAGAACGUGCUGGCGUGGAACGCGACCCACCAGGAGUGCUGCUGCAGCCUCGGGCACGGCUGGGGCCUGGACUGCCACAUCCAGCAGUGCCCGCCCCCCGGCUCAGCGGAGUACCAGACCCUCUGCCCGCUUGGGAACGGCUAUGCUGCUGCUGCUGCUGCUGCGGGAAGCGCUUCCACCAUCUCAGACGUGGACGAGUGUCUCCUCUUCAGCUCCCAAGUCUGCAAGGGAGGGGUCUGUGUGAACAAGGUCCCCGGCUAUGCCUGCUACUGCCCCAGUGGCUACUACUAUGAGACGCAGCACCUGGAGUGCAUUGAUAACGACGAGUGUCUGGAUGAGGAGGCAGAACCUUGCUUGGGGGGGCGCUGCAUCAACACCAUCGGCUCCUUCUACUGCUCCUGUGCCCCCCCACUGGUGCUGGACGCCUCCCAGCGCCGCUGCGUGGCUAACGACAGCCAAGGCUUGGAUGACAACCUGGCCGUCUGCUGGCAAGAGGUGGGCCCCAGCCUGGUCUGCAGCCGCCCCCGCCUGGACCGCCCGGUCACCUACACAGAGUGCUGCUGCCUCUAUGGGGAGGCCUGGAGCAUGGAGUGCGCGCUCUGCCCCGCCCGGGACUCAGAUGACUUUGAGGCCCUCUGCAAUGUCCUGCGCCCCCCCAGCUACGGGCCGGUCCGUCCCGGGAGCCUGGGGCUGCCCUAUGGAGAGUACGGAGGAGGGGAGUUCCUGCCCUACGGCCCGGACAUCUUUGCCCCUCCACCCCGGCCCGGCCCCCGCCUUCCUGACUACGACCCCUUCCCCCGGGACUCGCUCUACGGGCCAGCGGCCUACGAGGCCAGCGACUUUGAGGACCUGCCCUACAGCGACGUGCGGCAAGAGGGUCUGGCCGAGACCCCCCCCGGCGGCGGAGGAUACCGGCCCCACAGCCCCCCUGAGCCGGAGUGGAGCUACCCCCCACGCAGCCGUGGGGGCUCCUUCCCUGACCGGCCAGGCAGGGCUAGUGAAGACCACCGCCACUUCGGAGGCUUUGAGGGGCUGCAGGCCGAAGAGUGUGGGAUCCUGAGUGGCUGCGAGAACGGGCGCUGCGUCCGCGUGGCCGACGGCUUCACCUGCGACUGCCACGAGGGCUACCGCCUCGACCCCACCCGCGUGGCCUGCCUGGAUCUGGACGAGUGCAGCACCCAGAGGGAGGGCCUCUGCCCCGGCGGCCGCUGCCUCAACACGGAGGGCUCCUACCGCUGCUUGUGCCCACGGGGCUCCAUGCCUGCCGGGCAGCCCCCCCGCUGCAUCCCUGCACCCCGCAGCCGGGCCUGAGCUGGGCGGGGGGGCCAGGACGUAUUUAUUGCCUGCACUGCCUGGAAAACUGGGGGGGGGCUGGGGGGGCAGCCUAAGACCCUCCCCUGACACACACACACACACACACACACAGAGUCUCUCUCUCUCUCUGCAGGAAACAACACUGGGUGUGCACUCCGUCCAAGGGGUGGGGUGGGGUCACCAAAGGGGGUAGGGGUCUCCUCUCCUUCCCUCUCCACAGAUCUGGGGGAGGCCCAUCCGCUCUCCACACUCUGCCCCUGCCCGUACAGUGGGGGUGGAAACCCCACAGCGUGAGUUGGCCCCAUGCCGGCAGCUGCUCCUGCUUGGUGGAGGCAGGCCUGGCCUCCUUCCCCCAGCCCCACUGGCCUGCGCUGGUCACCAGGUGUGUAGGGGGCUGCAGUUGGCCCACCUGGGACCUGGCAAGCUGGCGCCCUUUGGGCCCACCUGGCUACUGGGGGGAGGGGCACCCCGGCCUGCCCCCCAGGAUCCUUACGAAGAGAGAGAGACACACACACCCCUUCCGGGCUCUUUUCCGCUCACUGGCGAGGCCAAGUUUGAGCCCCCCCCUCCCCUUGGGUGCUGCAUUGAUUCUGUGCUGUGUGCUUGGGCGGUGGGGAGGGCAACACUGACUGCGCGUGCCGGAUCCUGUGGCAUGUGGCGUCCUGAAAGCAGCCCCAGCCCAGCCCAGCCCAGCCCAGCCCUACACACACUUGCCACAAGAAAGCCGACGGCCGUGCAGCGUCUGGGGCGGGCUGGGCAGGGGCAGGGGGGCCCCGCAGCCCCCUCGCUCUGAAGCUGCCGUUGGACCUCCUGCUCCCCCCCAGACCUGCAUGCACCCCCCACCCCCACUGCUUCCAGCCCUUCCUCCCCAUCAGCUGCACCUUCCCAGAGAAGCAGGCGCCUGAGCUCCUUCGCCACAGGGCAGAGGUCGAGGUUGCCCAGGCUGGCCUCAGCGGGGUUAGCCCCCCCCCAGCCGCUUUCUGCACAGGAAGCGGCCUUCUGCCCAGCCAAGUCCAGCCCUGGCAGGUAGCGGCUCUCCGGGUUCCGGGCGGGAGCCCACCUGCCGGCCAAGCAGAAGCCCGCCAGCCUUCUGCCCAGCCAGGCCCAGCAGCUGCAGCCCUUCCUGGCCCAGCUUGGCCAAUCCGGCCCACUCCUCCUGACCGGAUGGGCUUGGCCGGCUCCUUCCCACGGUCAGGGCGAGAGGAAUCCACAGCUGUGUGGAGGGACCUCGAGGGAAGGAAUUUGUCCCAACAGGGUCGCCAAGUCUGCCUGCUCUGUGCAGCUGCCUCUCUGGCCGGGGAGGGCCGUGGCCAAGCUCCACCCCCCCACCCCCUUGCACAGCUGCUGCUGCUGCCGCCGCCUCCGCCCUCGCCCCCCUGCCCCCGCCUCCGCCCAGACACACCACCCUCUUCCCUGGAGCCUCGCCUCACCUCCUGCUGGGCCCAUUGGCCGGGGAUGCAUCACAGCCCCCCCCCCCUUGCGCCAUAUGAUGAUGCCUGCACCCUGCGGUUGUGGGAACAAUAAAGGUUUUCUACGAAA